AUGAGAUACGAGCGUGUUCCAAACAACGAUGUGGAGGCUCAGACAAGUUCGAGCUCCAUGAUGAAUAAUGAGGAGAUACCCAUGGAACCCCCAUCGUAUGAUAAUGUGGCAGGUGCCUCAACGGGGAUGCUACCGAUAGAGAUCGAUGAAUCUGGUGUAGAAGUACCCCAGGAAUCAUAUAGUGAGAAGAUGAAUAGAUUUAGAGCGAGUUUUAGUAAUAAUAUUAUUGUUCCCGUGCGAGAGAAGAUUGUGGAUCCCAUGGCUCAGUUUCUAUCAAUGUUAUCAGAAAAAUUGAAUUUCUAUUUAAAUAAGAUUGGGAACCCACUGAUCUUGAGAAGGUUUUUCUAUAUUUUUUUAAUGUCUGGUAUUACUUGGUUUGUUAUGUCCAGUGGGUUGUUUCCAAAUGAACGCGCCAGUGGAUCUAGAGGAACCUUUUCCGAUCAUAACUUAUUAAUGGAAUAUGCAAGACAAUCUAUGGAUCUUUCCAAGAUGGAAAGAGAUUUGGAAUAUUUGAGUAGCAUGCCGCAUAUGUCUGGUACUAAAGGGGACUACGCUAUGAUGAAAUACGUCUUGGAUUCAUACAAUAAUAAUGGGUUAAAGUUGAUUAGAGAUAUGGAUUAUAUGGUACGUACCAAUUACCCCGGUAAUGUUACUCUGGUAGCAUAUAAUGGGGAUGAUAAACUGGAUUUCAAAUUGGAUGAACGGAAUUUUAACCCACUAAGUGCAAAUGGGAAAUUACAAAAAAUUGGGUUAAUCUACGGCAAUAAAGGUAGCUUGGAUGACUUACAAAAGUUAAAAAAUGAGGGUCUCCUCGAGCAGGAUUUCAUAUUAUUAUUACAUUAUAGCGAUUUCGUUAGUGAGCAGAUAAUGGCAGCAGAGAAGUUUAAAGCCAAGGGUGUGAUCUUCAUUUCGGAACCUAUGGGCGAUGAUGGUGAUGUGGUACAAACUAAGUCAGUGGCCAUUCCACAAUAUGGAACCGGUGAUGCUUUAACUCCUGGUUGGUAUGGAUCUGCAACUGCUAAUGAAAUUGACCCUAAUGAUUCCAAAUCAUUAUCUCACAUCCCAUCUUUACCGAUUUCUCAUAAUCAAGGUAAGAAACUCUUGUCAUUUUUGGGAGAUGAAGGUGUGAAGUUUGAGAAUGGUAUCUUCAGUGGUAAGCUAGAUAAAGUUCAAAUUGAUUUAGAAGUAGAGCAUGCAAUUAGAGAUCAUCACGCGGUGGAUGAUAUAAUUGGUAAGUUAGAAGGGAGAGAACAAAAUGACAAGGCAAUUAUCAUCGGUGCUUCCCGAAAUUCUGUCAGUUAUGGAUCCACGUAUCCUAACUAUGGUACCGUCUUAUUGCUAUCACUUUUACAAUUAUUCCAGGAAAUGAAAUACAAAUAUGAUUGGAAACCAUUAAGAAAUAUAUAUUUCAUGUCCUUUGGUGGUGACGAAUUUAACUUUGCUGGUGCAACAGAACUUAUAGAAGAAAGAUUAACCUCCAUGAAGGAUGAAAUUUAUACCUAUGUUGACGUUAGUCAACUUGGUAUAUGGGAUGAUGAAAACAAGCUAAAUAUUCAAACACAUCUACUUUUGAACGAAUUCUUCAAUAAUAAAGAUUUCCAGAUGGGGUAUGAUGUCAAUGUCGAACAUAUUCAGCAAUAUGGGAACUGGAUUCCAUACCUGGCCAAUGGUAUACCCGUGUCUAUCAUUUCAUCACCAAGUAUUUCGAAAAAACAACCACCUAUCGAUACCUCUGAAGACAAAUUUGAAGCAUUACAAAAGAAAUUAGCUGACCCUAACAUCGGAGAGAAUGCAGAGAAGCUAUUAAUGUAUUUAUUCCAAACCACAUUAAAGUUGGUUGAUGAUCCAUUGAUACCAUUUAAGAUGGACGGAUAUUUAAGAGAAUUUGAAAAUAAGCUCCGAGACAUGGCUACGAAGUAUACUGAUAAAUUAAAUUUCAAUGCUUUUGGUACAGGAUUAGGACUGUGGAAAAGGAUCAGUCUUGAAUGGGUUUCAUGGAUUAAGGCAUGGGAGAACAUUGUUAUGAGUAACGAAGGUGGACUUGAACCUUCCUUGAUUGCAGUUCAUAGAUGGACUUGGAAUAAAAAAUUAUCUAAUGUCGGAAGGCGGCAAUGUUCCCCAUCUGGUAUUCCAAAUAGGGUUUUCUACAAGAACGUCCUAUUUUCGCCUACUCUUUGGACUCAAGAUGAACCUAAUGGAGCAUGGAUACUUCCAGGUGUUAAAGAUGCCAUUAGGGAUGAAGAUUGGCAGAGAGCUCAAGAUCAGAUAGAUCUUGCUGCAAAAGUAUUUGCUAACUCAGCAGAUCUUUUCAUAGAAGAGAAUACGGAUGUUGGAUAUUGA
Molecule: messenger RNA, 2340 nt
Organism: Naumovozyma castellii
Lineage: Eukaryota; Fungi; Ascomycota; Saccharomycetes; Saccharomycetales; Saccharomycetaceae
Gene: TRE1
Product: Tre1p
Exons: 1
Coding region: 1-2340 (779 amino acids)
Source: RefSeq, a predicted model, not a curated record